GAAACACACACACGCACGCGCGCGCGCGCGAGCUGCUCCUUCCGUUCCGCGCUCAGCACUCAAAGCGGACGCUGCUGUCAGAGUCGGGUCUUUUGCAGUUUCUUCUCUGGAUUGAGCCGUUUAAAAGUCACGUUUUGUUUCGACUUUACGGUAUGCUGGGAGCCGUGAAGAUGGAAGGACACGAACACUCGGACUGGAGCGCUUAUUACGCAGAACCCGAGUGCUACACCCCGGUGGGAAACAUGAGCGGCGGACUGAAUUCGGUGAGCGCCUACAUGAGCUGCGCGGGCGGCGUGAAUGUGCCCUACAUGCACGCGGGACUCGGACACCCGGCUAGCGGCACGUGCACGGGGAUGACCCCUAGCGCGAGCCCGACCUCCGCUCACGCCUUGACCGCUUCCUACCCGAACCUGAACUCGAGCGCGUGCGGCCAGGUCACCGGCAGGCCCCGUGAUCCCAAAGCAUACAGACGGAGCUACACGCACGCUAAGCCUCCCUACUCAUACAUCUCACUGAUCACCAUGGCCAUCCAGCAGUCCUCAUCCAAGAUGCUGACGCUGAACGAAAUCUACCAGUGGAUCAUGGACCUGUUCCCAUUUUACCGGCAGAACCAGCAGCGCUGGCAGAACUCGGUCCGCCACUCGCUCUCCUUCAACGACUGUUUCCUCAAGGUGCCCAGAUCACCUGACAAACCGGGUAAAGGCUCUUUCUGGACUCUCCAUCCCGAGUCGGGAAACAUGUUCGAAAACGGAUGCUAUCUGCGGAGACAGAAACGCUUUAAAUGCGAAAAGUCUGCCGAAAAACCUGCGGAAUCGGACGCCGGUAAGAAAACGCACAGCGACAAAGAAUCGCCUGGACUUGAUAACUCUCCGACUAAAGACGUGAAAAGUUCCGAUGUGAAAGAUGUCAUAAAAGCAACGCAGGCUUUGAGUCCAGAACAUCAGACUCAUCAUCAGGACCAUCAUCUGGAUGAACAUCGUCAUCAUCAUCCUCCUCCUCCUCUUCCUCAUCAUCAUCAUCAUCAUCAUCAUCAUCCUCAUCCUCAUCUUCUCUCUCAGCAUCACCCGGUGCUCGUGCACGACUCGCACCUGAAACCGGGACACCACUCCUACUCCUUCGACCACCCGUUCUCUAUCCACAACCUGAUGUCCUCUGAGCAGCAGCAGCACAAAAUGGACAUGCUGAAGCCCUAUGAGCACGCCAUGCACUGUUCCGGCGGAUACGGAUCACCAAUGACUGGGCCGCCGAUGCCACCGAUGAUGUCAGCUCGAGCCAGUGUGGAGCCCUCAGCUCUUCCCUCGGAGUAUUCUUACUAUCCGGUAUCCGCGUGCACCAACAGGGCGUAAAAUAAUAUUUCAAAUGGUUACAAUGUACAGAUCUGCAUGAACGCAUCUUAUCUUCUUCCUCCAGUGGACUUUCUCAAGCUGUUGGACAGGAUUUAUGAUGGAUCACAGCCCAUAUACAAAACUUCCACGAGUCUUUUUUUUUUUCCAUGAGAGAGAAGGACACACGCACACAAAAAACAACAAAUAAAAGUUUUUUUGUAGUCAUUUACUUUAUGUUCUGUUUAUACUGUAAUUUAUAAUUUUUAAAAAUUGAUUGUGUAUAUGAAUGUAUCGUAGUUAAAAUGUCAUUAUUAAAUUUUGCACUGAAGUAUGA
Ictalurus punctatus (channel catfish) is the source of this 1659-nucleotide messenger RNA. Its product is annotated as hepatocyte nuclear factor 3-beta. Gene Ontology annotation, biological process: cell differentiation; regulation of transcription by RNA polymerase II; anatomical structure morphogenesis. The record is from RefSeq and is a predicted model, not a curated record. Gene Ontology annotation, molecular function: transcription factor binding; RNA polymerase II cis-regulatory region sequence-specific DNA binding; DNA-binding transcription factor activity, RNA polymerase II-specific. The transcript is spliced from 3 exons. NCBI's taxonomy places the organism in Eukaryota, Metazoa, Chordata, Actinopteri, Siluriformes, Ictaluridae. The coding region runs from base 153 to 1346 and encodes 397 amino acids.